Blepharisma stoltei is the source of this 3175-nucleotide messenger RNA. Lineage: Eukaryota; Ciliophora; Heterotrichea; Heterotrichida; Blepharismidae. The record is from the annotation of a GenBank genome assembly.
AUGGCAGAUCUUCUAAAUAGUGUGACUGCAUAUAGGCGGGAAAUGCUUCAGCACAGAUUACAACGAAAUAAGCAAGCAGCAAUAGCAAAAAGUUCAUUAGAUUUAAAAUCUCGCAGCAGAAGGGUGCAUAGUUACCUUUUCAACUGAUCUCAUAAAAUAGAUCCCAAAGUUGGGGAGGUUUUAAGCACAGAACCCUGCGUAAACGUUUUUAAACCUUUUCUCAGCAUCGAUUCCAUGCCUAGCAAUGGUCGAUCAAGCUUAAACCACCAUUCGCCUCCCCGAUUUCGAAUUGGGAGCCCAAAUCUGCUUAGCCCAAAACUCUUCAGAAGUCCAAGUCCUCAAAAAACCAAACUAAGAUCCUACAAGUUAGACUCAGCAGCUUUAUUAGUAGGCAGAAUCGUGGAAUUUAUGGCUAAGCAUUUCCGCAUAUGGAAAACUAAAACUGAAUUGAUGAAAAAAGAAGAAGAAAAAAAUUAUUUUUUUAAUAAACCAAACCCAUAUCAGCUAAAUAUAGCUUCAUUUGAUAGAUCAGCCUCAUCUCAAAGGACAACAAAUAAGAUGAAAGGGAAAAUCAUACAUGGCUUUGAUAAUCAUAUGUCAGAAAGUUUGCCAGUUUCUAUAAGACCUUCACCGAGAAAUCAGAAUUCAGAUAAAAAAAAUUUUAGGAACUCCAGAGAAGAGAAUCCAGUUAUUAUUGAGACAGUUGACGAGUAUAAUAGAUCUAAUGAACAAUGAAAGUCUGAAGAGAAGCAGCCAGUGGUGGUGGAAACUGAAAGGGUUAGCCAUUUAGAAAAUUGGCAUAAAAGAUCGAUGCUGAGUUCGAUGGAAAAUCCUUUGUCGUCUGGAAAUAUGACAGGGUCCUCGUCUUUUUCAAGCAGAUUCCAUGAUAGCCCAAGGUAUAAAACUGGGUUAAGCAACUUUUCAAAUGGGAUUGUAAAACUGUCUGUACUAUUGCUAAAGGUAACAAGGAAAGUUAAACAGGAGAGUUUUAAAGCACUAAGAUCUGCUGGGAAUUUAAACAUUGAGUCUUUAGUACUAGAAGACACCCUCAACAUGAGCGGCUCAGAUACUAACUUAGAAGAGCUUCAAGAGCAAUCCCUCAUAAAUCUUGACUACCAAUUCAGAGCAAAGCUAAAGCCCUAUUUCCAAAAAAUCCUAAAUAGAGAUGCAAAGCCUCCAAGAUCAAAUAAAAGACACUCCACAAAAGAAAGCCUGCAGGUUUGUUUAGACGACAUUCAUUCACAUCUAAAAGAGCUCAGAGCCUCUCGAUCUCGGUCCUCAACCCGUGUAAUAAAACAUACUAAGCAGCUUGUUGAGCAUCUAAAUAUAGUUGAAGACAAUAUAAACUAGUUAGAUUAGAUCAUUAUUAUUAUAAGUUUAAAUAGGUCUUCGGAGUUUAUUUCAGCCCCUCUCCGCAUUGGCUGACUCCAGACUCCUCGCCCUAGGCUCGUUUGCACUUAUUACUUCUCUGUCGAUGUCGCCAAAAAUGGUGACGCGCCGUCUUGGGAGAUGAACCAGGCACUUCCUUGGACAACUCCUAACGUGUGCAUGAUCUGUCCGGAGAUGUGAGAUAGUAUACAUCUCGAAUCCUCCUUAUGGUCUCAAUAGCCCUUGUAUUCAAAAACGAGGAGUUGUAAUAUGGACCCUGCGGUAAAAAAAACCUGUCGUCCUGCCCCUACCAGGAAAAAUAAAUGCCCUGGACACAAAUGCCAGACCCUAUCCCUCUUAAGCCCAAAAACUCAAAGGGUAUAUGAGAAAGACGUGUCGAAUAAGCUAUCAUUUUAUUUAUGUAAUAUAAACAGAAGAACCAGAAGUGAAGCCUUCCAAACCCUUUUAAUUUACUCAACAGAUAAUAUCGAUUUUUUAUGCGAUGCCAUAAUUAAAUCAAAGGCUUAUUCAAGACGAAAUGCUCUUGAAUCUGGGUUUUCUGUGAUCAAAGCAUUUUAUAUGCAUAAAAAGAACUUACACCCCCUCCGUGAGCGAACAAACAAAUUUUUCUCACUCACGGAGGGGGUUAAUUUUUUUUUUAAAAAAUUUAUAGUAAAUUUUAAAAAAAUUAAAAAGCAUCCCAAUUCACAAAAAUUGGAAGCAAAUAUUUAUUUACUUUGUAAAAUUUAUGCUUUAAAUGCAAGCUAUUUAAUAUUAAACAGAAUUGGCAGGAGAUUUCGCUAUAAUAAUUAUCACUUAUAUAUUAAUUUUUUUUUAAUAAAAUUUUUAUAUUAAAAAAUUUUUGUUUGGAAGAUGGGUUUUUGGGGAAAAUAGGGAUUUUUCCAAUGUUUUUGUUCAUUCACGGGGGGAGUUAGAAAAAGGGCUUAAAAUUCUUAUGAAAAACAUUAAAAAAGAUUUUGGGUAUAGGCAACGAGUAUGCUUACGCCAUUGGAAAGAAACUGUUAAUCAUAUAUAUAAAAAGACUGAGUAUGAUUCACUAAAAACAAUUACAGUUGUAGCUAUAUUCGAAGAUUUAGUUAAUAAAAAGAGGAAACUAUUGUUCAGCAACUAUAAAUUAGCGAAAAAACGAGAAUCCGCAAUAAACGCGCAUAAAUUCAAAGUCUUGAAUAGAGCUUUUACCAGGUUAAUCCCUUACUAUAAAAACAUAAAGAUGAGGGUUUGGAACAUAUGGAGAAGGAAAAUUCCUGUGCAAUCAUCAGAAGCGAAAGAAAAAGCUUUAUUAAGGGUUGCUCGAAUUGUGAAGAAAAAUAACAUCAGAUGGUUUGAGAGAUUUCUUUGAAAAUGUGUCGAUUUUGUCAAAGCCAAACAAUCUGCAAUCAAUGUGAUAGAAUUUGCAUUAAGGAAAAAAUUUUCAUUCUAUUUUUAUAUGUGGCGAAAUAUCAGGAAACCUGGAGAAGAAACCCCUUUUAAAAGUCCUAGAAAUUCAAUCCCUAAAAAAGUGUCUUCAGGAAUCCAACUCACAAAAUCAAUAACAAACAUGUCAGUCUUUAAAGGGAGUGUGCUAGAGCACAGCCUACGAAGUAAUUUUAAAAACGACUAUAUCAAUUUAGUCCACAACGAUGACAGUUUCCUCUCAAAAUCUCCAGCCAAGCCAACUAUGUCUGCUUAUCGAUUCCAAAAGGUCAAUGAAAGUUUAAAUGCAGUACUUUCGUAUUUCGACCGAAAUCUUGACGAGACUCUUUACAUCUCAUUCCAGGUCUGGAGGAAGCGAAAAAAUCAAUACUAG